AUGAACAACUGCAACUUUUCGGAACUCGCACAACAAUUUUACGAAAAUUCAUCAGUUAAUGAAACUGAUAAUCGAUUCAGUAACUCGAAUUUCUUUCUUAUAGAACAAUCGAAUCCUCGAUUGAAUCCUCAAAUUCAAGUUGAUGAAGCAGAUGAUUCAUUAGAAAAUGCCAUGACGAAAAAUCAACAGAAUAUUCAACAGAAUAUUCAACAGAAUCUUCUUUGUCCCUUUCCUCCCUAUAACGUUAAUGCUAAUUAUGCGCAGACAUCAGAAGUUGAUAACGAAACAAUUUCAUUAAGCGCCUCACCUCACCCGCAACAUUAUGUUCCCAACACAAAUGAUUAUUUUGCACAUGGUUCUCAACCGUCGCAUGGUCUACGAAAGCAUAAGAAUGUUACAGACGCUUGUCAAAAUUGUAAAACUUCUCAUCAACGAUGUGAGACCGAACAAAUAGAACUUGAAUCCGUUAUCCGUUUUCAUAUUAAAUUUAAUGGAAAUCCGACGGAUUUCACUAUCAAAUUUAGCGGAUGUCCGACUGAUUUCACUAUCAAAUUUAACGGAUAUCCGAAGGAUUUCGCUAUCCAAUUUAACGGAUACUGA
This is a messenger RNA of Racocetra fulgida, 600 nucleotides long. The record is from the annotation of a GenBank genome assembly. Lineage: Eukaryota; Fungi; Glomeromycota; Glomeromycetes; Diversisporales; Gigasporaceae.